Molecule: messenger RNA, 823 nt
Organism: Dermatophagoides farinae (American house dust mite)
Lineage: Eukaryota; Metazoa; Arthropoda; Arachnida; Sarcoptiformes; Pyroglyphidae
Product: U6 snRNA-associated Sm-like protein LSm4
Biological process (GO): mRNA splicing, via spliceosome; nuclear-transcribed mRNA catabolic process
Molecular function (GO): RNA binding
Source: RefSeq, a predicted model, not a curated record
GAAAGCCGUUUAUUUAAAUUUCAUUUUAAAAAUCUUUAUUUUUCGGUUCUUUUCAAAUUAAAUCCUAUAAGAAUAAGAACAAUUUGACCAUGUUACCAUUGACAUUGUUGCGUACUGCUCAGAAUCAUCCGAUGUUAGUUGAGCUAAAAAAUGGUGAAACUUAUAAUGGCCAUUUGGUUAGCUGUGAUAAUUGGAUGAAUAUCAAUCUACGUGAAGUGAUCUGUACAUCACGUGAUGGUGAUCGAUUUUGGCGUAUGCCUGAAGUUUAUAUACGUGGUGUAAAUAUCAAAUAUCUUCGUAUACCUGAUGAAGUGAUCGAUAUGGUUCGUGAAGAAGAAUCUAAACAUCAACGACAAUCACGUGGUAAAAUCGAUACAAAUAAACGGCCAUUAUUGAAUCGUAAUAGCGGUGGUGGUGGUCCAAGUGGACGAGGAAAUUUUGGUGGAAGUGGACGAAAUAAUCAAAAUCGAAAUCCAAAAUCAAAUCAAAUGUCGUAUAAAAAUCGAAAUAAAUAAUAUACAACCAUUUAGCAUCAUCAUGAGAUUUUCAUCAUCAUUCAUUUUUUUUCUCCAAAUUUGUAAAUCCAAUACACACAGACAUUUAACUCGUACAAACACAAUCGAUAUAAUACUUAACGAUAUUUUUGGUCGUCGAGACAAAUGAACAAAAAAAAAAAAAAAUUCCAUCAAACACACACACACAUACACAUUCAAAUUGUGAAAAAUUCUAAUAAUAACUUUUUAAAAAAUUUGAUCAGAUUGUUCGGAUUUUUUUUUUGUUUCGAACGUAGAUUAAAUCUAAAUCCAAAUUAAUGACAUUAUUA